Molecule: messenger RNA, 525 nt
Organism: Parnassius apollo (apollo)
Lineage: Eukaryota; Metazoa; Arthropoda; Insecta; Lepidoptera; Papilionidae
Source: the annotation of a GenBank genome assembly
AUGAGGAGCAUAUUGGAUGAAGUGAUUUUGGAAACGCGCAGCACCCCUCUCGAAAAUCGACCGCGACUUCCCUGCAUACCCCUAAGCAAGCGAAAUCGGGCUAUCGUGAUGGCUCUUAACCCAAUGCUGGUGACCUAUUUGGAAGCCAGCCGGGACAUUUGCGAGACGGACUCAAUUAUUUUUGGCGCCGCAUUGGCAGUUUGCCGUAUUACUGGCGCCAAACUUCCCAUGGCUGGACGCGUUACUAGACAAAGUAGCGCCAUCCCAGCCUGGAGAAAAAGAAUCGAGGACCGUAUCGAAAAGGCAAGGACCCUUAUCGGCAGACUGACAAGCUUCAGGUCGGGUAAUAAUAUACCGAGGAUUGUGCGCACCGUUAGGAUGGCGUUUGCUGGGACAAAUAUCAGUUUGUCUCAGGCGGAUAUCACGCGGAAACUAACGAAGCGCAUUAUUAGACGACCUGAAGCAAAAGAUCGCUGCUUGGGAGAAGCGGAUUCGACGAUUUACCGAGAGAUUAAGGCAGUUUAA